AAUUCUCCUGGAUUGCCGUUUUGAGUACUCUCAUAGUGAUAUUUGUAAUCAGCGCAUUUUAUUUCACAAAGACUUUGUUGUGACCGAAAGUCGGAAUCGUCCCCACCCCCUUUAAUUGUCAUUUUUUUAGAAAAAUUUUUUUCCUUUGUUAUCGCUUUUAUUAAUUGUUAAAAAUUUACUUUUUAGUUAUGCAAAUUUAAUGUCUGAACAACAAAAACAAACAGUAGAAGGUUCAACAAAAACAACAAAAAACACAAAUAAUUCUCGUUAUAUGCACAGUAUUUUCCAAGAGUGUGAUCAAUUAAAGAAAGAAUACGACAAUUGUUUUAACGCUUUUUUCCAGAAAUUUAUAAGUCCGGAAUAUCGACAUUCUAGUGGUUUGAACAAUCCUUGUGAACAAGUACAUUCUGUUUAUAGAGAGUGUGUUGAAAAGGUUUGUCUUUUUGGCGGGCGGGGGGGGGGGGGGGUGAGGGAUUUUUAAGAAAAUUGAAUAUGCGGGGACGUUGGUGAAGAUUUUGGUAGAAUUUUACCUUCUCAUUUAUUUUUAGAUUUAUGUUUUUUGUA
Molecule: messenger RNA, 564 nt
Organism: Meloidogyne enterolobii
Lineage: Eukaryota; Metazoa; Nematoda; Chromadorea; Rhabditida; Meloidogynidae
Source: the annotation of a GenBank genome assembly